Messenger RNA from Camellia sinensis, 5083 nucleotides. Lineage: Eukaryota; Viridiplantae; Streptophyta; Magnoliopsida; Ericales; Theaceae. The record is from RefSeq and is a predicted model, not a curated record.
GUGCCGGCCCCAACUUUGCUUUUGAACUUGUGGUUCGAAGAUUAGAAUCAGACAAGGAUAAGGUUCGAACUAUGAUCUUUCUUCAAUGAUUUUCUUCAUGGUUGCUGCUGAAUCGCGGUCGGUGAGACAGAAAACUCUCAAAAGAUUUGUUGAGCUCACCAGUUCUUUUGGUCUUUCCCAAGAGGUGAUGGCUCCUGGUUAUGGACUGGCAGAAAAUUGUGUGUUUGUUAGUUGUGCUUACGGUGAAGGGAUUCCCAUCUUGGUAGAUUGGCAAGGAAGAGUUUGCUGUGGAUAUGUGAAUCCAGAUGAUGCGGAUGUUGACAUUAGAAUAAUUGAUCCAGAAACCGGCAAAGAGCACGAAGAAGCUGGAAAGGAGGGAGAGAUAUAUGGAUUAGCAGUCCAAGUGCAGGAAUUGGAUACUGGGGUAGGGAGGAUCUGAGUGAGAGAACUUUCGGAAAUAUAUUUCAGAGUUGCCUCAAUAAAAAGUACACAAGAACUGGUGAUUUGGGGCGGAUAAUUGAUGGGAAGUUGUUCAUCACUGGUAGAAUCAAAGAUCUUAUCAUUGUUGCUGGUAGAAACAUAUACUCGGCAGACGUAGAAAAGACAGUUGAGAGCUCAUCUGAACUUAUUCGCCCAGGUUGCUGUGCCGUCAUUGGGGUUCCAGAGGAAAUAUUGUCAACAAAAGGGAUAUCAGUUCCUGAUAGUUCUGAUCAAGUAGGCUUGGUUGUCAUUGCAGAGGUCAGAGAUGGUAAACCUGUUCCUAAACAUGCCAUUGAACAAAUUCAAACCCGAGUUGCAGAAGAACAUGGGGUCACUGUUGCUUCUGUUAAGCUAAUCAAGCCCAGAACCAUCAGUAAAACAACAUCUGGUAAAAUCAAGAGGUUUGAUUGCCUCAAACAGUUCACUGAUGGAACACUCAAUUUAGUGCCAGAUCCAAUUAUGUCAAAAAGAUUUCUGGCUCGUUCCUUCACUACAGGUACAUGUAAAGAGGGAAAAACACCUCGAUCUCAGAUGGUUAAUGGUCCUCCUUUACCAUUUACGAGAUUGGGUAACAAAGAAAUCACAGAGUUUCUGAGGCGGCUUGUUUCAGAACAGACAGGUAUUUCUAUCAACAAGAUCUCUACAACUGAGAACCUGGUAUCUUAUGGAAUUGAUUCGAUUGGUGUAGUCAGAGCAGCUCAAAAGCUUUCAGAUUUCCUAGGAGUGCCAGUGGGGGCAGUUGAUAUUUUCACUGCCACUUGCAUUGAAGAACUUGCAUGUUUCUCAGAGGAUCUUCUUAAGAAGUCUCAACCUCAGAGUACAACAAUUCCAUCUUAUCUUCCAGAACCAGAGACUGAUUCUUCUGAGUUGAUACCUGAAGUUUCCCUUUCUUUCCAACUGGGAAUUUGCUUAUUACAACUUCUAGCUCUUACGUAUGUUUCCUCCAUGCUGAUCCUCCCUGCAUAUAUAUCAGUUUCUGCUUUUAUGAAUCUGAUAUCUUUGAGCCAAAGUCCAUGGUUGAAUUAUAUGAUUUCCCUAGCCUUUGCCCCGCUUGCUUGGAUCCUUUGCACAUUCUUAACCUGCAUUUGUAUUGCUUUCUUCGGGAAUUCAUUCCUUCAACCAAACUAUGCCCUCACCCCUGAAGUUUCCAUAUGGUCAACAGAUUUUGUGAAAUGGUGGGCACUCUACAAGGCCCAUGAAGUUUCUUCAAGAGUUAUGGCAGUGCAUCUACGAGGAACAGUGUUCUUGAAAUUUUGGUUUCAAAUGCUUGGGGCUAGGAUUGGAUCAUCAGUUUUGCUCGAUACUGUUGACAUUACAGAUCCAUCACUAGUUUCUAUAGGAGAUGGGGCUGUGAUUGCAGAAGGGGCAUUGGUUCAAAGCCAUGAGGUGAAAAAUGGAAUCUUGAGUUUCCUUCCAAUAAAAAUUGGAAGCAAUUCUUCGGUUGGUCCUUAUGCCUUGAUCCAGAAAGGAAGUGUUCUGGGAGAAGAUUGUGAAGUACCAGCUUUGCAAAAGACAGAAGGAGGCAAGCCUGUUUUCAAAUCUACCAGGGGUAAAAAUAUUCAGAAGGGUGCAACACUGCAAAAAGCCACUAGUGAUACUCAAACUGGAGCUAUUUACCACCUCAUGGGUAUCUACGUGGUUGGUUUUCUCAGCUCCUUCUCAGCAGCUAUCCUUUACUUCCUCUAUAUUUGGAUAUCCCAAAAGCCUCCUUCAAUACAACAUUUUGCAUUCCUCUGUAUCUCUGGUGCCUUCCACUGGUUUCCUUUUGCCAUCAUUGCAUAUGCCACUAUGAUUGGUAGUGCCUUUUCGACAGCAAAGAGCUUUGCCAUCUCAGUUGCCAUUGCUUACCUUGCUCAUGGCUUGAUACUCAGCUUCCUCACUGCUAUUGUGGCCCAUUUUCUUACCAGACACCAGGAAACAAAGCAAAGCCACUUGCAAACUUGGCUUUGCCACCGGAUUACCAUAGCCUGCCACCUUAGAUUUGCCAAGCUGCUUUCUGGAACAGAAGCCUUUUGCAUGUACUUUCGUCUUUUAGGUGCAAAAGUUGGAAAACAUUGUUCUAUUAGAGCCAUAAACCCUGUUUCAGAACCCAAGUUAAUUUCAAUCGGUGAUGGUGUCCAUCUAGGUGACUUCAGCCGGAUCAUAGCUGGUUUCUAUUCAUCCAUUGGGUUUGUAUCUGGUAAAAUAGAGGUGCAAGAUAACUCUGUGGUGGGGAGUCAAAGCCUAGUCCUUCCUGGUUCAGUUAUGCAGAAGGAUGUUCUUCUUGGUGCACUUUCUGUUGCUCCAAUGUAUUCAGUUCUCCGAAGGGGUGGUGUUUAUAUUGGUUCUCAAAAUCCAAUCAUGAUCAAGAACACCAUGCAUGCUUUGGAUGAACGAAUAGAAGAGAUGGACAUGAAAUACAAGAAGAUAGUUGGAAAUCUAGCUGCAAAUUUGGCUGCGACAACUCUGAAGGUUAGAACAAGAUAUUUCCAUCGAAUUGGUGUCAGUGGGAAGGGAGUUUUGAAGAUAUAUGAUAACAUCAAAAGCUUUCCAGAUCACAAGAUAUUCCAACCUGGAAAGAGUUAUCCUGUCAUAAUUCGGCACAGUAAUAGCUUGAGUGCUGAUGAUGAUGCUAGGAUCGAUGCACGUGGUGCAGCGGUAAGAAUUUUCUCAGAUAAAGCAGGUGCAGAUUCUCCGCUGCUUGACUUGACCUUGAAGACAGGCAAUGCAUUCUAUGCCCGGACAAUUUCUGAUUUUGCAACAUGGCUUGUAUGUGGUCUACCUGCAAGGGAAGCACAUGUGAAGCGUGUCCCACAUGUUCGUGAUGCAGUGUGGAAUUCCCUACGCAAUUCAAACUCAUAUACCGAGAUGCAUUACUACUCUAAUAUAUGCAGACUCUUCCGGUUCAUAGAUGGACAGGAAAUGUAUGUGAAGUUCAAGUUGCGGCCUUUUGAUGAAAAGAUCAGUGAAGAUUCAGGUAGAGUGGUGCCCAUUGGGAUUCUCCCUCCAGAAACAGGGGCAAUUCCAAGGGAUGAAAAUGACAGUCGCCCGCUACUUUUCCUUGCUGAAGAUUUCCAACACCGCAUUGAUUCACCUGGUGGGGUCCGCUAUGUUUUCCAACUCCAAUUUCGGUCCAUACCACAGGAUGAAGCCAUUCGAGACAUUGCACUUGACUGCACAAAGCCAUGGGAUGAGACUGAGUUCCCAUUGAUUGAUGUUGGGGAGAUAGUUCUUGAUCAAAAACUCACCAAAGAACAAUCAGAGGAGUUGGAGUUCAACCCCUUCCUCCGAUGCCCCGAGGUGGAUGUCAUCCGAGCUACAUCGUCUUCCCAGAGUGCUUCAAUUGAUCACGGCCGUUCAUUGAUCUAUGAGAUUUGCCAGCAUUUGAGAAAUGGGGAACCACUUCCCGAGGCAUGGAGGUCCUUCAUAGAGCAAUCCGAUGUUAAAGUAGAUCUUUCUGGCUGUCCUAUGGCGGCAGCAUUGGAAAAAAAGGAUACACAAGAAGUGACUUUGGCAAGGACUUGGUAUCAAGCUUCAUGGGCUAUAUUUGGUCAACCUAUUCUACAAACUGUUCUUCCAUAUUACUUCAUGGGGUUAGUAAUCUUUGGUCCUCUAAGUUGGGUUCUUUACAUGAAGGACACCAUGAAGUAUCCAUUGCAUUGGUUGCUUCCUCUGUUCUGGGUUUCUUCAGGGAUUUUGACUGCAUUAGCUUGUGUUAUGGCCAAAUGGGUCUUGGUGGGGAAGAAAAAAGAAGGCAAAACAGUGCUCAUUUGGAGUAAAGAAGUGUUUAUGGACACUAUAUGGCAAGCUUUUAGGACAGUAGUUGGGGAUUAUUUCAUGCAAAUGACAGGAGGGUCUGUUUUGUUUGUGAUGUGGAUGAAGCUUAUGGGAUCAGAUAUUGAGUUUGGUGCUUAUGUGGAUAGCAUGGAAGCAGUUUUGAACCCUGAAAUGGUGGAGAUUGAGAGAGGUGGUUGUGUGGGUAAGGAAGCUCUUCUGUUUGGACAUAUAUAUGAAGGUGAAGGAGGAAAAGUUAAGUUUGGGAAGAUCAGUAUUGGGGAAGGUGGAUUUGUGGGAAGUAGGGCUGUUGUGAUGCCUUCAGUCAGAGUGGAAUGUGGUGGCAAGCUCAGUGCUCUCUCUUUGGCCAUGAAAGAAGAAAUUGUCAAGUCUAGGUAAGGUAGACGGGUUGAUUGCUUGACAAUAAUGUUAUGAUGAUUAUACUCUUUUUUUUCUUUUUAUAUUUGGUUUGUUCACCAUUUUAUGUUAAACACUGUAUUGAUUUAAUGAGUCUCGUCACUUGUUAUCAAUGCAAUGGUGACAUAUGAGAUGGUGUACAAAAAUAAUAAGAAAAUAUGAUCAUCAUAGUAUUAUUGAUAACCAAACCCUUAUAAUGUGACAAGUAGUAACCCCAUUUUUAACUACAGUGUAAUUUUAUAUUGUAAAGCUGGUCUAGUAAUAAAUAAAUCACCAGCUUUUUAAUUUCUAUAGAGGAAACAUCAGUUACAGAAACUCUCUCUCUCUCGUUUAUACAUGGCCUGCAAUGUGAGUUGAGUCUUGCCAAGUCAUUGUAGUAAAAUGCUAAAAAAAAAAAAAAAAAAACCUGCCAUGACAUCUAAAAAAAAGAGAG